This is a messenger RNA of Tupaia belangeri chinensis (Chinese tree shrew), 2295 nucleotides long. RefSeq names its product glycerate kinase (gene GLYCTK). NCBI's taxonomy places the organism in Eukaryota, Metazoa, Chordata, Mammalia, Scandentia, Tupaiidae. Gene Ontology annotation, molecular function: glycerate kinase activity. The record is from RefSeq and is a predicted model, not a curated record. Gene Ontology annotation, cellular component: cytoplasm. Gene Ontology annotation, biological process: protein phosphorylation.
CAGGGCAGUAGCCUGCUGCUAGGAAUUGUUCCCUCUAUGAAUAAUUAACUCCUAGCCAGAGGAUGACCUAGGAGGAGGGCUCAGCUAAUAGGGACUUUGGACUUGGGGCAGAGUAUCCAGAGGGCCAGCAUGUGGUUUGCCGAAGAGGCCAUGGCGAGGUGGCAAGGCUGGGCUGCAAGGACUAGAGUGAGAUCAAGCAGCUGUGGGCUUCUCGAAGUCUGCUGGGGCUAUCAAAUGGCUCAUUCUUGCAGCAGCAGCUGUGGGCUCCACCAGCCCUGAGCCCUCAGAACGGUGGCUGUGGGGGGCCUCCUGACUGGCUUUGCAAUAGCCUUACUUGUGCUUUCUCCCCCCUAGGCAGUCAUGGGUGCCAGGCGGUGCUGAGAGCAGUGGGGCAUGGCUGCAGUCCUGCAGAUCGUGCCCCGCUUGGCCCGAGCCCCCUUAUAUCCACUUCUCUGGGGCGCCCGGCUGGCCAGUCGCAUGGCGCUGGCAGAACAGGCUCGGCAGCUGUUUGAGAGUGCUAUAGGGGCUGUGCUGCCUGGCCCCAUGCUGCACCGGGUGCUGUCUUUGGACCCUGAUGGCGGACACCUGAAGGUGCGGGACCGGAGCUUUCAACUGCGGCAGAACCUGUACCUGGUGGGCUUUGGCAAGGCUGUGCUAGGCAUGGCAGCUGCAGCUGAGGAACUGCUGGGCCAGCAUCUCGUGCAGGGUGUGAUCAGCGUUCCCAAGGGCAUCCGUGCUGCCAUGGAGCACGCCGGCAAGCAUGAGAUGCUGCUCAGGCCGCACAGCCGAGUCCAGGUGUUUGAGGGUGCUCAAGACAACCUUCCAGACCGUGAUGCUCUGCGGGCUGCACUGGCCAUCAGGCAGCUGGCCGAGGGACUCACAGCCGAUGACCUGCUGCUUGUGCUCAUCUCAGGUGGGGGCUCAGCCCUGCUGCCUGCCCCCAUCCCGCCUGUGACGCUAGAGGAGAAGCAGACGCUCACCAAGCUGCUGGCAGCCCGUGGAGCCACCAUCCAGGAGCUGAACACCAUCCGGAAGUCUCUGUCCCAGCUCAAGGGUGGGGGACUGGCUCAAGCCGCCUACCCUGCCCAGGUGGUGAGCCUGAUCCUGUCAGACGUGGUGGGGGAUCCCGUGGAGGUGAUUGCCAGCGGCCCCACUGUGGCCAGCGCCCACAAUGUGCAAGAUUGCCUACAUGUCCUUAAUCGCUAUGGCCUUCGUGCAGCCCUGCCACGUUCUGUGAAGACUGUGCUGUCUCGGGCCGACUCUGACCCUCAUGGGCCACACACCUGUGGUCACGUCCACAACGUGAUCAUCGGAUCCAAUAUGCUGGCACUGGCUGAGACCCAGCAGAAGGCCGAGGCACUAGGCUACCGGGCUGUUGUGCUGAGUGCAGCUGUGCAGGGUGAUGUGAAAAGGGUGGCCCAGUUCUAUGGGUUGCUGGCCCGUGUGGCUGGAACCCGCCUUACCCCGUCCACAGCUGGGGCUUCUGUGGAGGAGGAUGCAAAACUCCAUGAGCUGGCAGUCGAGCUUCAGCUCCCAGACCUGCAGCUAGAGGAGGCCCUGGAGGCCGUGGCAGGGGCCAGGGGCCCAGUCUGCCUACUGGCCGGUGGCGAGCCCACAGUGCAGCUGCAGGGCUCAGGCAAGGGUGGCCGGAACCAGGAGCUGGCGCUGCGUGUUGGAGCAGAGCUGGAAGGAUGGCCUCUGGGGCAUGUUGAUGUGCUUUUUUUGAGCGGCGGCACCGAUGGGCAGGAUGGGCCCACAGAAGCUGCCGGGGCCUGGGUUACGGCUGAGCUUGCCAGCCAGGCUGCUGCUGAAGGCCUGGACAUGGCCACCUUCCUAGCCCACAACGACUCGCACACCUUCUUUUGCCGCCUUCAGGGUGGGAAGCACCUGCUGCACACAGGGAUGACAGGUACCAACGUCAUGGACACCCACUUCCUGUUCCUGAGGCCUUGAAUCUGGCAUAGUUCACAUUUUGGGAAUCUAGAGGAGGCUUCCAAAAGCGGACACUUUGGUGGUCCCCAGGGUUUUACCAAGCCACAGGGCCCUCUCCUUGGGCCCUCACACCAUCUGCCCAGGGCUUCUCUAUCCUGCCUGUCCCCCACAGUGAGACUGGCAGAUGGGGGCUCCCCUUCAUCCCUACUGCUUACCAUGGCAGCAGGCCCCCUGUGGACUGAGAUAAGCCCCUGGGCCAGUUCACUGCUCUUCCCUCCUGGGUACCCCUCUCUGCCAAGCCCCUCAGCUUGUGUUAUCUGUGGAGUGAAGCAAGAGACUGCAAAUAAAGAAGACCACACUAUG